Molecule: messenger RNA, 850 nt
Organism: Lytechinus variegatus (green sea urchin)
Lineage: Eukaryota; Metazoa; Echinodermata; Echinoidea; Temnopleuroida; Toxopneustidae
Exons: 3
Coding region: 1-537 (178 amino acids)
Source: RefSeq, a predicted model, not a curated record
AUGGACCAAGCAGCCUUUCUUACUCGAAGUGGUGCUAUUGCAAAUGACGGGUCAAACUUCAACAAACCCAAUGAAUGCUUAGCCCCUGAAACCAAAGGUGGAUUUAAAGACGGGUUUGAAGGUGCGUCAACAAGUCCUAAAGACCCAGUUCCUUUCGCAGACAAUGUUAUGAAGACUGAUGUUGGGCCAAGAGAAACAAGUUCACAUCUUGAUGAGAUUUCCCAGAAAGAACUUGGAGCUGGUCCUGGUCCAGGUGGUGAUACAUCAGAGUGCACAGAAAGCAAGAUGGAUUCCAGUCAUGAACCCAUUGGCAUUGAUGCUGUGAUGACAGAAAUUGAAAGAGAAGUCAAGAUGGAAUGCAUGCAAUGGACUCCUAUUUUUGUGGAAAGCGAGCAGUUUGAGCUCCUAAGCUCUGAUCACGUUGACAAGCUGCUUCGGGAUGCGCACGCCUUGGAAGAGAAUCUGAUCGAGCAGAAAGAAAGAUUGUUAUCCCAUCUGAAGCUUCUAUCCCAGACCCUCAAGCUGAACGUACCAUAACCACACAAAAUUGCUUUCGACCUAAUGGCUUCGUGUUUUAACCCUCAUCUGCAGUUAGGUUUGUAAUUGUUCUCAUAUAGGUUUUUGGCAUUGAUUCACAUGUAUGUACGUAUGAUUAACCAAUGUUUAUAAUGUACAUGUAGUGUGUAUCUGAACUUUUUGUAAUGACAUGUAUGUUUAAAUGUAGAAAUUUUUAACCAAGGUCUAAAUGCGUUUGUGUAUCCGAUACUGGCAUUAAUAUUUAUACCCAUGUGAGGUAAAAAAAAAAAAGAUACCUCAGUGACCUCACAAAUACCCAAUUUAAGGAAAAAAU